GGUUCCGGCUGCUGGAGGCAUUCAUUCGUACACAAGUUUGAGACAAACAUCGAAUAUAAUGUCCGGAAGAGGAAAAACCGGAGGCAAAGCCAGAGCUAAGGCUAAAACCCGCUCCUCCAGAGCUGGACUCCAGUUCCCCGUGGGUCGUGUCCACAGGCUGCUGCGUAAAGGAAACUAUGCGGAGCGCGUCGGUGCCGGAGCUCCCGUCUACUUGGCGGCUGUUCUAGAGUAUCUGACCGCUGAGAUCCUGGAGUUGGCUGGAAACGCUGCCCGCGACAACAAGAAGACCAGGAUCAUCCCCCGCCACCUGCAGCUGGCUGUCCGCAACGACGAGGAGCUCAACAAGCUGCUGGGCGGAGUCACCAUCGCCCAGGGCGGCGUCCUGCCCAACAUCCAGGCGGUGCUGCUGCCCAAGAAGACGGAGAAACCCGCCGGCAAAGCAAAGUAGACCUGGAUCAGCUGUGAUCCACAAAAACGGCUCUUUUAAGAGCCACGCACACAACCUAAAGAACAAAGCCUUCAUUUACGUACGGCGUAUUUAGAGAUGACACAUUACUUUGAUAUGAGUGAAACUUUGUAAUGUUUUCUUUGAUUGUCAAGUGCUUGGGGACGCAUGAGUCAGUAAGAACAUGAAGCUAAACUCACCACACGUCACCGACUCACUGCUCAAACUCACAAUUGUUAACGUCAGUGAUUUUGAACGCAGUACGUGAAAGCUUACAGUCAAUACAUGAGCAUGUAGAUCUACACCCAAAGACCUCAAAAUAAAUGAUUGGCAGUAGUUCUCAAACUACUGUGAUGAUAAUGUUGUUACUAACAGGUGAAGUGCUAAACUUUACACAGAAUAAUAUGACAUGGUUCCAGUUCAUGUGUGCAUGUGCCUUGCCAGAGUGAGGCAAACACAAAGCACCAGGAAGUAAAGGUAUAACAGCAUAAUGACGUUUAAAUAUCGUGAACUAAUUCAACAUAAACAUUUAACAAAACCAAGUGAAUCAAGAGUUGUAAAAAUAUUGCAGGAUAAGAAACCUUCUGAAAGGAUAAGAGCUGGUUGAUUAGCACAGGGAGGCUCCCUGUCAGGGCCGUGGUAUCUUGGAGCUGCUACGUGAAAACAAAGCAGUGUCCCAUGAUCUACUGCGACGAGGAUGAAACCCAGCAACAUCUCCUAAUUGACUGCUAUCGAGCACAGGAGGUCCGGUUUAGGCUGAAAGGCCUGGGUCCAGACUUUGAAAUAAGUUAUAACUCUGUUCUGUGUGGGAUACUGGAAGAGACAUGGACUCCACAAAAAGCUGAACCAUUCCAGGGGAUCAUCUCCAUGGUUACAACUCGACUUUGGUAAACAAGAUACAUUAUGGUUUUAAAACAGACAGUUAUUGACAAAUGACACUUCAAAAUCUAAGAAGACAUAGAACUGUGGACAAACGCAAAUCUCUCCAUGGCAUUUACUGGACAUGUGAAUAUGCUCUUUUUCUCUUGUUUUAGUCAAAUUCUUAUAAAGUCUGCAAAGUAAUUUAGAUAUCGUGGCAUCCUCACUGUUAAGCGCAUAAUAAUUAUAUUCUAAUGGUUGGUAUUUUUAUUAUGAACAUGAUUGCUGGGAUUAAAGGUGAUUCUACUGCUAUUUGAAAUCAAUGGUAAUAAUAUAUUGUCUUCUAAUUGAAUAUGAUAGCUAUUAUGAUGUUGAUGAGUAUGUGAUAUUGUACUGAUAAUGAGCAUUUUUAUUUAUUGAAUUGUUUACUUUUGUUUGGAAAUUUUUUGUAUUAAUUUUGUUAUUUCAAUAAAGUUGUAUAAAGCAAACCCAAAAGGACAAGCAGACAUAAAGUGUG
Betta splendens (Siamese fighting fish) is the source of this 1820-nucleotide messenger RNA. Its product is annotated as histone H2A-like. Gene Ontology annotation, molecular function: protein heterodimerization activity; DNA binding; structural constituent of chromatin. Gene Ontology annotation, cellular component: nucleosome. The transcript has a single exon. NCBI's taxonomy places the organism in Eukaryota, Metazoa, Chordata, Actinopteri, Anabantiformes, Osphronemidae. The record is from RefSeq and is a predicted model, not a curated record. Bases 59 to 448 code for a protein of 129 amino acids.